Messenger RNA from Cadophora gregata, 3003 nucleotides. RefSeq lists its product as uncharacterized. NCBI's taxonomy places the organism in Eukaryota, Fungi, Ascomycota, Leotiomycetes, Helotiales, Ploettnerulaceae. Gene Ontology annotation, cellular component: nuclear membrane; cytoplasm. The record is from RefSeq and is a predicted model, not a curated record. Gene Ontology annotation, biological process: protein import into nucleus. Bases 1 to 3003 code for a protein of 1000 amino acids. The transcript has 8 exons.
AUGGAAAAUGGUCAUUUGCCCACUUCCCUGAGGGAGGUAGAGUCGCUCAUUACUCAACUGUAUAGUCCUGGUGCCCCGGAAAGGGUAGCCAAUAUCCAGGAGACCUUACAAAGACUCCAACGCUCUCCAGAGGGCUGGCAGCUGGCAACGAGUCUCCUCGGUCACGGGGACGAACAAGUGAGAUUCUUCGCAGCUUUGACUUUCACUGUCAAACUCAACACCGAUGCGAAAUCACUCAGUGACGAGGACGCCCAGGCGCUCCUGCAAACUCUCAUUGGCUGGCUGAUACGUUGCUUGAACGGGUCUGAGAGUGCCCUUGUUGUCAGGAAGUUAUGCUCUACACUAGUAGCAUACUUCCUUCAGUUUUCUUCGUCAUGGGAACGCUGUAUAAAGCAUUUGAUGCUUUGCUUAUGUUCCAACGAAGCUCUUCCAUAUGCGGCCCUGGAGAGUUCUCAGGAAACAGUGGCGGCUAUGGUUGACAAUGUCUCCAAUUCCAAAACCGGCAGUCCUGUCCCGAAGCCUGUAGCUCUUUUCUGGUUCGCUGCAACGCUUGUUGAAGAAGUUGGGAAGACAGAUUCCAAUUCUAUGAAGCAGCAUAAAUUCCACCUCAGUGUGGUACCCAAUGUUGAUGACAUUGUCCCCUUGAUAUCAAAGUACAUUACUGACGGUUCCGCGGACAUGAAAAUUCGACAGGAAGCUAUGAGAUGUUUUCAGUCUUGGGUUUCUUAUUCCCAUCGCGCUUUUGUCGACGCUGGCAUCAUGCUUGAUCCCUUACAAUCUCUCACACAGCCUUCUAUUAUGUGCCUCGGACAAGAUGACCUUUACGAAAUUACGAUUGAACUGCUCUCUGAUGUCCUCACGAACUACUCAAAGUUCCUCCGCAAGGAGGACUUCACGAUCCUACAAUCCCUAUUCAACAGUCAAUGGGCCCAAGAGCGAUAUGAACGACUGGUCAAAGGUGACUUUGAUUUCGAUUCGCUUCAAUUUGGCAUGUUUAUGAUUGCAUUUGGUGAUGCAACAGUUCAAGAUCUUGCUCGGAAUUGUGCUACUGAUCCCCAAUCACAUCAAUACUUAUCUGCUCUUUGUGACCUGCUUGGCGCAGAAGGCUAUGCCGUCUCCGAGGACAAAAUCUAUGUUCCUGCUCUGGAGUUCUGGAACACAUUCGUCGAGACGAUGGUGGACGAUGUGUAUAGCUGCUCAGAAGGAGAGGAGAAGCCUUCAUGGUUUCUGGCAGCUCAAGAACAUGUCAAAAAGGUCAUUGAAAGAUGCUGGAUCAAAAGUCAAUUUCCUCCAGCAGAGGAGUACAACUCCUGGGACUCUGUGGACCGGACAGGAUUCAAAGACGCUCGCAGAGACUUCUCCGACCUAUUGCAGCAAUUCUACCUCACCACUGGCAUUCCUCUGCUUCAAUUUUUUAUAGACCUACUGCAAAAUUCAACUGUCACUAGAAACUGGGCGGAAUCAGAGGCAUCAAUGUACUGCCUGAUGUGGUUCGCUGACUGUGUCUAUGAUACACCACAGCGUGAUGACUAUCUAGAUAAGCUGUUCACACCUUCCCUUCUCACAUUAAUUGGAGAUUCAGAGCAGCAAGUCCCGACCAGGGCCAUGAAAAGUUUUCUAGAUCUGGUCAUCGCAUAUCCCGAUUACUUCAAGCACCAUCCUACCAAUCUACCAGCAGUCCUAAAUAUCGUCUUUUCAGCAACUAGUUCAACUGCAUUGGCGAAGACGGCAUCAAGGUCAAUCAUGAAGCUUUGUUCAGAUUGCCGGACUAUACUUAUACCCGAGCUUGGUGCGUUCCUACAGCAUUAUGGGAACAUUGCGUCGAACUAUUCGCUAGACGGAACAGUCAAAGAGGCAGUAAUGGAGGGAAUUGCUUCUAUCAUCCAGGGCCUCGAUAGCGAGGAGGCUAAGCUUGCACCACUUGAGCAAUUACUUGACUACGUGCAGUCCGACGUCGAGAAGUGUCUACAGAUUGCCAAUGGAAGCAACGGCGGUGAACUUACAGCUCUGGAUCUUGGCAUCAUAGCACUGAAGUGUCUUGCAGGAAUGUCCAAGGGCAUACAGGCUCCAGAGGACAAGCCCGUUGAUCUAGAAAAGAUAGCCGAACCCGCAUCGCCGUUCUGGAUAACUGGCAAAGGCAGUCACGUCCAGCACAGAAUAUACCUGAUGAUGCACAGCAUAUUCGAUGUACUAGGAAACCAAGGUGAUAUCGUAGAAGAGCUAUGUUUGAUCUUACGACAUGGUUUCAGAGAGGAAGAGCCAGGACCUUUUGUGCUGCCUUCCAGAAUGGCAGCUCAGUUCCUGAUGAAGGCGAAUUCGCAAACACCACGAUUAGGACGCUUAAUCAACACUGCGGCUUUCCUAAUCACAACUCAGAAGUUGUCUCCUGACAUUCAGGAGAUCUUAGAAACUAUGCUAAAUUGGGUAUCACAGAUACUUCAGAACCUUGGAGAACCUGGCAAUGAUCCAGAGAUCGCACAAGCCAGUAUAGAAUUCCUCCAGCGGCUUCUAUCCAAGUUCUCAGGGGUUCUACUCGACCACCAACCUCCAUCUUCUCUAGAAUUCAUGUUCAUGUUCGCCCUGAAAGCCCUCGCAGGCACGGAGCCACUUCCAAAAGCAUCCUCAGCCGAUUUCUGGGCAACAUUCAUCGCCCUCCCAACACAACCUUCACCCCUCCAACCCUCAAUCGAAAACGCCGUCUCACAUCUCGGCCCCCUCCUUGCCCAAGCCCUCAUCUACAACAUCGGCGGCCACGCAGCACGCAGCGAGCUAGAGAAACUUUCUGAUCCAAUCAAGAAGCUUGUUGUACGACAGGUGCAUGCGAAGGCUUGGUUCGAAGCUGCCUUGUUUGAUGCGAAUUUUCCGAGCGAGAAGGUUACGGCCAAGGAUAAGAAUAUGUUUUUGGCGAAGAUUGUGAAUCUCCGUGGUGCAAAGGGAACGAAUCAAGUUGUCCGUGAUUUCUGGCUUCUAUGCAGAGGAUCGAACUUUGCUUAUGCUUCCUGA